Molecule: messenger RNA, 4417 nt
Organism: Pan troglodytes (chimpanzee)
Lineage: Eukaryota; Metazoa; Chordata; Mammalia; Primates; Hominidae
Gene: EXOC6
Product: exocyst complex component 6
Exons: 25
Coding region: 639-2765 (708 amino acids)
Biological process (GO): Golgi to plasma membrane transport; exocytosis; intracellular protein transport
Cellular component (GO): membrane; exocyst
Source: RefSeq, a predicted model, not a curated record
UGGCAUCUCCCAACUGCCCAUGGGACAGGUGGGCUUGCUUGGCAUCCUGGGCAUGCAUGGUGUUUCCAACUAGAUGGAGGACAGGAACCUCACUCGGCUUGAUUCCUUGGCUCUGCCCUCCCCUAGGUGACCUGGGUGGGUGUAGCUUCAUUGAACCUGGAGGAUCACAUUAGGAAUGGACACAAAGCCAUCAUUGAGAAGGUGAUUUUUGAAGGAGUGAGCCAAGUGAAUAUCAAAGGCAAAAGCAUUUCAGAAAGACGGGAGAGCAGGAGCAUAAACCCUGAGGUGGAGCAUGCCUGGUAAAGUGUGAGGAACACUGAGGUCAGUGCAACUGAAGUGGAAUGAAACACAGUGUUUCCAGUACAGAGCAAGGAGCCUGGGAAUCUAGUCCUGGUGAUGGAGUGAGAAAGCUGGAAAAUCAGGGGCCUGCCGAGCGAUGUUGGAAGAAGAAACAGAUCAAACCUAUGAGAAUGUCCUGGCUGAGAUUCAGUCUUUCGAGCUGCCUAUUGAAGCUACUUUAAGUCAACAGGAAGAGAUACCUCUUUGGUCAGGAAUGUAAAAACAGGAAGGAGGAAGUCUAUUGCAAAUCUGUGCUGGCUGAUUGUGAAUUCAGGUUUCACCAUGGAGGAUGUUCAUUAAUGAUCAUCAGUGUGCUGUGCUGUUAUUCAAAAUUACAGUCUGUGUAUGAUGACCAACCAAAUGCGCACAAGAAGUUUAUGGAAAAGUUAGAUGCUUGUAUCCGUAAUCAUGACAAGGAAAUUGAAAAGAUGUGUAAUUUUCAUCAUCAGGGUUUUGUAGAUGCUAUUACAGAACUCCUUAAAGUAAGGACUGAUGCAGAAAAACUGAAGGUGCAAGUUACUGAUACCAACCGAAGGUUUCAAGAUGCUGGAAAAGAGGUGAUAGUCCACACAGAAGAUAUCAUUCGAUGUAGAAUUCAGCAGAGAAAUAUUACAACUGUAGUAGAAAAAUUGCAGUUAUGCCUUCCUGUGCUAGAAAUGUAUAGUAAGCUGAAAGAACAGAUGAGUGCCAAAAGGUACUAUUCUGCCCUAAAAACUAUGGAACAAUUAGAGAAUGUGUACUUCCCCUGGGUUAGUCAAUACCGGUUUUGUCAGCUCAUGAUAGAAAAUCUUCCCAAACUCCGUGAGGAUAUUAAAGAAAUCUCCAUGUCUGAUCUCAAAGACUUUUUGGAAAGUAUUCGAAAACAUUCUGACAAAAUAGGUGAAACAGCAAUGAAACAGGCACAGCAUCAGAAAACCUUCAGUGUUUCUCUGCAGAAACAAAAUAAAAUGAAAUUUGGGAAGAAUAUGUAUAUAAAUCGUGAUAGAAUUCCAGAGGAAAGGAAUGAAACUGUAUUGAAACAUUCACUUGAAGAAGAGGAUGAGAAUGAAGAAGAGGUCUUAACUGUUCAGGAUCUUGUCGAUUUUUCCCCUGUUUAUCGAUGUUUGCACAUUUAUUCUGUUUUGGGUGAUGAGGAAACAUUUGAAAACUAUUAUCGAAAACAAAGAAAGAAACAAGCAAGACUGGUAUUGCAACCCCAGUCGAAUAUGCAUGAAACAGUUGAUGGCUAUAGAAGAUAUUUCACUCAAAUUGUAGGGUUCUUUGUGGUAGAAGAUCACAUUUUACAUGUGACCCAAGGAUUAGUAACCAGGGCAUACACUGAUGAACUUUGGAACAUGGCCCUCUCAAAGAUAAUUGCUGUCCUUAGAGCUCAUUCAUCCUAUUGCACUGAUCCUGAUCUUGUUCUGGAGCUGAAGAAUCUUAUUGUAAUAUUUGCAGAUACUUUACAGGGUUAUGGUUUUCCAGUGAACCGACUUUUUGACCUUUUAUUUGAAAUAAGAGACCAAUACAAUGAAACACUGCUUAAGAAAUGGGCUGGAGUUUUCAGGGACAUUUUUGAAGAAGAUAAUUACAGCCCCAUCCCUGUUGUCAAUGAAGAAGAAUAUAAAAUUGUCAUCAGCAAAUUUCCCUUUCAAGAUCCAGACCUUGAAAAGCAGUCUUUCCCAAAGAAAUUCCCCAUGUCUCAGUCAGUGCCUCAUAUUUACAUUCAAGUUAAAGAAUUUAUUUAUGCCAGCCUUAAAUUUUCAGAGUCACUACACCGGAGCUCAACAGAAAUAGACGAUAUGCUUAGAAAAUCAACAAAUCUGCUGCUGACCAGAACUUUGAGUAGCUGUUUAUUGAACCUUAUUAGAAAACCUCAUAUAGGUUUGACAGAGCUGGUGCAAAUCAUCAUAAACACAACACACCUGGAGCAAGCUUGUAAAUAUCUUGAGGACUUUAUAACUAACAUUACAAAUAUUUCCCAAGAAACUGUUCAUACUACAAGACUUUAUGGACUUUCUACUUUCAAGGAUGCUCGACAUGCAGCAGAAGGAGAAAUAUAUACCAAACUGAAUCAAAAAAUUGAUGAAUUUGUUCAGCUUGCUGAUUAUGACUGGACAAUGUCUGAGCCAGAUGGAAGAGCUAGUGGUUAUUUAAUGGACCUUAUAAAUUUUUUGAGAAGCAUCUUUCAAGUGUUUACUCAUUUGCCUGGGAAAGUUGCUCAGACAGCUUGCAUGUCAGCCUGCCAGCAUCUGUCAACAUCCUUAAUGCAGAUGCUACUGGACAGUGAGUUAAAACAAAUAAGCAUGGGAGCUGUUCAGCAGUUUAACUUAGAUGUCAUACAGUGUGAAUUGUUUGCCAGCUCUGAGCCUGUGCCAGGAUUCCAGGGGGAUACCCUGCAGCUAGCAUUCAUUGACCUCAGACAAAUAGAUAGAUGGUUGGUUUAAUGGAGAUUAAAACACUGAUCCCACGUACUUCCUUCCUUCAAAGAGAAUCAUCAUUUGACAGCAUAGAAGACCUCUUUACAAGUAUAUAGCUCACUAGGGAAUCGUUACUAAGACAUACUUAUGAAUAUUAAUAAACAUCUCAAGUCAUUUUUGUUGAAUUUACUUUUCAAGUAUGUGCACUUAGAGGGCAUUAAGUCCUGGUUGACUUUUCCUCAUCAAUGUAAUCUAUGAGACUUCUAAGUUAAUUUUAAAAAUCUAUUAUGAAACAUGUAGAAUUGUGAAAUCUAUGAUGAUGUGUGUAGAAUUGUUAGAAUACAAGAUUUAUGUAGAAAUAACUAAAUAUAAAACAAUUUUUGAGAAUAUAGUAAAUAUGCAGUGGAAGGGAUCAGUGGAUAGAAAAUUUUGGGUGAGUUAUUUUAUUACAUUUUAAUUUUUCUAGUUUUAAAAGGGGCUUAAAAUACUUUUUUCUGAUUAUUAUUGUCAAAAUGUAAUCAUACUCUUCUUGGACUUUUGUAUUCCAAAAUAAGAAUAUGCAACCAAUUCCUUAGCUGCUAGAUCACUGUGGCAUGGCUUGAAUUUUAUUAUUUUAGUAGCUUGGACUUAAUAAAUUGAAAAAGAUAGAUAUUUUUCACCUAUAUUUGUUUUUUUGCUUAUAUUUGUUUUUAAAAUUAGUUUACAAAUAGUUAAGUGGUGAAAUGCCAAGUAUGGGGAAUUGGCAAAAAAUAAAAAUAAAACUGGUCUUGAAAAGUGAAGUCUCACAUGAGGUGAUAAAAGUUUUUUUUUUUUUAUCAGAUGUUAGUGAUUAUUUAAAGAAGGAUGCUUUAAAGUUUCAAUAGGGCUUUUAUGUUCCUCACUUCAUAAAGCUAUUUCAUAGCAUAUUGCUUUAACACUUUUAUAUGAAGUAGUAUACCACCAAAUGUAAAGGGGUUGCUAACACCUUUAUUUACAUUUCAGUUGGGGUUCUGCACUUUUCCUUCUUUUUUUUUUUUUUUCCAGUCUGUGAUCCAUUUCUGUCUUAAUAGGGUGGUUGACAGUUCUUUUCAAGCAUACUUAGAAAGGCAAAAGAGCCCUUUUCAUAGUACUUAUAAGGGGUCAUGCUUCUGUUUUUUAGUUUGAAUUUGAUACUGCUUCAUGAGUUGCUAUGAAAGAUUAGGAAGUAGGUCCAGUGGUCAGAUUUUACCUGCCCACCCGGACUUUGCCCUGAGGUCAAACUCCUGAUAUUUGCUGUUCUGAAUAGAGGAGUUGAUGACAAGUAUGAGCUGAUACAAGAGGAAAGUUAGAACCAUAUCAAAGCUGAAGGCAAGAGAAUUGGGACUCUAUGAGAGACUAGCUAAAAGAUGGAUCAUCGGGAUUGCCCUCUUCUAAGGAAAAGGAAAUAGCUGACCUGUGAUUGAAAAGACUUUAUCAUCCUGCCAAUCACAUACUUGCUAAUGGAAGCCAGUUAUCUCAACAACAUCUUAAGUCCUACUGCUCUAGUAGACAAUGUGGAGGAUUAGCGGUACUGGUGCCACAUUAUGUGAAUAUGCUGCCUCCAUCAAUUUAAAUGUGCUUUGUGAAUAUGAUUUGUUCGUGUAAAUUUUUUUUACAAGUAAAGCCUAUCAUCCUGUUACCCCCUAUUCUGAAAUUAAGUUACUAAAUGAUGAAGGACUUGA